This is a messenger RNA of Pseudo-nitzschia multistriata, 1917 nucleotides long. NCBI's taxonomy places the organism in Eukaryota, Bacillariophyta, Bacillariophyceae, Bacillariales, Bacillariaceae. The record is from the annotation of a GenBank genome assembly.
CUAGAUAUUUUUCUGUUUGCCUCCGUUGUCGGCAUGCCUGCAUUUUGGCAUUGCUCCUUCCAAAAGCAUCUGCUGUUGAGUACACGAGUCUCCGAAGAAUGACUAUAUCCCAUAGAGCGACGGCAGCUGCGGUUUUGGUGUUGGUUGCCGGAUACAGCAAAAGCAACAGGAACGGCGAGGUUCCGAGGCAGAUUCCGGGUGUUUUGGCACUCGCGAAUCCGAGCACGACUACCCGAAGCAUGUGGAAGGUUCUCGAGGAUUCGGGGACGCAGCAAUCGUCUCUGUCGCCGUCGGCGCACGCUUGGAAGACCAUUUUUGGGCAGAAGGGCGAGAGGGGCGAGUACAUGGACGGGUAUUCCCCCGAGGCCAUGAUCGAACGGUGCGUAGAAGAUUACCACUGGGAACGAGAAACAAAAACAGAACCAGGAACAGAACCAUCCCCAUCGGAUCUCGAUGAAGCGAAUCAUUCCCUCGCAUCAAGGCGCGCCGCAAUGAUGGCACACCUGUACGACAACGACGAGUUGUGGAAACACACCUCCAUGGUGGCCUUCGCCGAGCACUACGUGGUGACCGAAGAACACAGCGAAUCGUGCACGUUCUCAAAGCCAUACGAAACCUUCCGGAAACAACGAGCCCUGCGACCGGAAGACGAACCGAUUUUCGCCGGGGUGGUAUGGGAGGACUGGGAAAGGCAGCCGUGCGUCGACGACCACGGGCUCUUGCAGACACGAAGCCCCAAGCCGGCCGUCUUUGCGGAACACGGAAUCGACUACGUUCGCCUCCACUGCAACUGCGGGGACGGCGAGGCGCUUUCGGACCCCUCGCAGCUGCUCGGAGGCGACGAGCGGAUCCACACGCUCCUGGGCCGCCUCGCAGGGGCCGCCAGGGAGUGCCAGCAGCACGGGAUGGUCCCCCUGGUCCUGCUGCAGGUGCCGUGGCGACACCCCGAACGGCCCGCCGGAGGCAGCACCAGCACCGAGUUUCUGGAAAACGCCGUCCGGGCCCUGACCAAGGCCCUGAUGGCCGAGGGGGUGGACUGCGGGAAGCUCCUCUUCGAGACGAGGCCGCCGAUCGGCGUUUCGGCUGCCGACGAAGGGGCCAUGGCAAGCAGCGAGCGAUGGGCCCUGGGCCUGAACACCGGCCGCACGGUCUUUCGGAUCCUCGACCAAGCCUUCGGCACCGGGGGUGCGGGCCAAACCCCCGCCGGCUUUUGCGUCGCCGGUGGGUCCACCAAGGGGGCGGUUCCCACCGCGAUGCAGGACGACACCCAGGCCGCCUUCCGGAGGGGCAUCCGGGAACGGGCCCUCGCCGAGUGGGGCUACGAGGCCUGCUUCUGGGAAAUGGGAGCCAAGCUCAUGCUCCAGCCCGCCGUCGGGAGGCUCUGGGGGACCGGGGACCGCGGGGCCUCGUCGGAGCUCUUUCGGAGCAACGCAAAGGCGCUGGCCGAGGAACUGGUGGAACUCGACGGGUUGUGACCGCGAGGCAACGGGCGGAACCCACCAACAAGUCCACACAACGAGCACGCCACAACAAGUCGAGUGGAGUGUUGGGCCGUACCAACCCAAGAGAGGGCCUUUUUUGACCAAAGAGAAAGCACCCGAUUCCAUUCACGGAGAAAACCUGAGCAAAAUGGACUUUUCUACUACGGAAAGAAGAAGAAAGAAACUCUCAGGAACCGGCAUCCAAAUUCCGAGGUGGAAUCUCAGCCGUGUGAGUACCCGGUCGUUCCACAGAAUACAUCGAGAGCGUUUGGGGAAACGAACUAUUUGGAUUCUAUUCGCGGUAGUGCCAUCGAUUUCUGUGAGCGAUUGCAUCUCGUUCCUAUUAAGUACAGGAUCUAUUGCGAUGGGAUUGUGUGUUGGGUCAGUGGUACUUGCAAGGAAUGGUAGCACUAACAAAUAGAUACAUUAUUUUAAU